AGUGAAAGAGGGGCGCUGCAUCUUUAAGAUCUGCCCCUGUGUGUGUGAGUUUGUGAGAGAGAGCAGAGGGGCUUGUUUAUUGUUCCAGGGACAAAAGCGUGAGUGAGAAUCAUAAAAGCAUCGAGGGAGAUUAAACUACACGGCACAUCACAGAGACAGAGCGUGAUACGCACACACAUACUCACAUGGCUGGCUCCGGUUUUGAUUGGCUAAGACAGUUGCUACGACGCCUCAGAGGUGUGGAUGAGAAGACCAGUAACCCCAGGAGACUCCAGGAGGUCACAUCAGGUUGCUAUGACUGCUGCAUCCGCUGCCUGGGCGCCGUGCCCUACACCAGCCUGCUGGCCACCCUGCUCUGCUACACCGGUGUGGCGCUCUUCUGCGGGGGAGGGCAUGAGGCGCUCACUCACACACGCACAUUUGUAGAGCUCUACUUCGCAAGGGACGUCCAGGAUUUCAUUGUGCUGGCAGACUUUAUAAAAUAUUUCCAGUAUGUGAUCUACGGUCUGGCCUCCUUCUUUUUCCUCUAUGGAUUGUUGCUUUUGGCUGAAGGUUUUUACACCACCAGUGCAGUAAAGCAGACGUUUGGAGAAUUCAGGAGCACCAAGUUUGGGCGCUGCCUCAGCCUGACUUUCAUAAUCCUGACGUACGUGCUCGCCGUGAUCUGGCUGGUUGUCUUUGGCUUCACAGCCAUUCCUGUGCUCUUCUUCAUUAAUAUGGAAAGCUCCUGUCACAAAGUCAACAUCCUGUCAGAAACCACCUUGUUCAACCAGCAAGCAAGGGUCUGCAUGGAUGCACGGAUGUAUGGGUUUCUUCCCUGGAAUGCUGUGCCGGGGAUUGUUUGUGGAAAUACACUGGCAAGCAUCUGCAAAACACCAGAGUUCUAUGUGACCUAUGACCUUUACAUCUGUGCAUUUGCUGGAGCCGGAAUCACCCUUCUUGCCCUGUUCGUUUACGUGGUUGCCACCACCUACAACUACGCUGUUCUUAGGUUUCUCGGAAGGAAGGGAAUCCGUUGCUAGGUUCGGUGUUGCUAGGCCCGCUUUCCUGUCGCCUGUGGCAGCAGUUUCAGUGGUGUCAUCAGUGUGGCCGGUGAGGAAACGCAAAAGAGCUCCAUGAAGCCCCUGCAGAGUUCUAUCAUACAGAGCACAAACACACACACACACAAACGACUGGUUUCAUGAGACAAAUUAGUACAAACUACACUAAGGUAGAUUUACC
Messenger RNA from Sinocyclocheilus anshuiensis, 1221 nucleotides. Its product is annotated as myelin proteolipid protein-like. Bases 186 to 1022 code for a protein of 278 amino acids. The transcript is spliced from 8 exons. Gene Ontology annotation, cellular component: myelin sheath; plasma membrane. The record is from RefSeq and is a predicted model, not a curated record. Gene Ontology annotation, molecular function: structural constituent of myelin sheath. Lineage: Eukaryota; Metazoa; Chordata; Actinopteri; Cypriniformes; Cyprinidae. Gene Ontology annotation, biological process: central nervous system myelination; axon development.